Messenger RNA from Brassicogethes aeneus, 621 nucleotides. The record is from the annotation of a GenBank genome assembly. Lineage: Eukaryota; Metazoa; Arthropoda; Insecta; Coleoptera; Nitidulidae.
AUGUUCCGAAAAGUUCCACCCCAAAGACCUCGCGUCGAGUUCAACGGCACUCAGGUCCAUCCGGGACACAAUUUGACGACGAUGCACGGCGAAGUGGCCGUCGUGAAAUGCGUCUCUCACUAUGGAAAUCCGCCGCCGGUCCUCAAGUGGUUUUUAGACCAACAAGAAAUAACACCGUCUCGUAGACAAACGAAUACAACAGAGUUAGAUAACCCGAGGACCUGGUUGGCUUUAUCCGUUCUGGAGCUAACGAUAUCCAAAGAAAAUCAUGGAAGGAUGCUUCGCUGCGUAGCCGUUCACGAAUCCUAUUCUACAAAGUCAAGCAGCAUAGAAGUGCGCCUAGAUGUCAUGUAUGUCCCGACCACCCGUCUUGUGGGAAUACCUACAAUGGACGUAGAGGACCUGAAAGAUUCCGUGGCUAUCCGCUGCGUGGUGAGCGCCAACCCCAAAGCGAACGUUGUGUGGAGACGCGAAGGUCAAGCACAGCCUGCAAGCCUGCAAGAGCUUUUGCAAUUUAGUCCUGCGAUUCGCCAGCACUCCGGUCUUUACACGUGUAACGCACGUAACAAAGCAGGGGAUUCGCAGCCAAUUAGGGUCCAAGUGGACGUUAAAUGUAAGUAG